AUGCUGCAUGGUCGGAUAAGUGUUGUGAGCAUUUGUGCAUCCACAUAUUCUAGCACCAAGGCUGAGCACAUGGCAGGCAUGGAGCUACGCUACUCAUACAAAGCAGGGCGACUAGAUGAGCGACACGAUGACUCUGUCGUGGCCGUCGUUGCUGUCAUUGGUUGCCAGCAACAUGACACUCAGACUAGUUUCUGCCAGGUUCUGAAAAGAAUAGGCUAUAAUGGCCUGGCGUUAUUGACCAAGGUUGAAGAUUCAGAUCAAUCGGGAAUCAACCCGAGAUCUUGCGAUCGGCCCCCGUGGACUCAAAAGGGAAAAGCGCGCUGCAAGUGCCAGGCAUGCAGGCAUCCAUGGUUUCCUGCGGGCCUCGCGAAGGGCCCAAUAUGUAUCUUCCCGCUCCUCUCACCACUAUCCUACAUCCAUCAUCCCCAAUUCGCUAAUUCUUGCUAG
Aspergillus niger is the source of this 447-nucleotide messenger RNA. RefSeq lists its product as hypothetical. The coding region runs from base 1 to 447 and encodes 148 amino acids. The transcript is spliced from 2 exons. NCBI's taxonomy places the organism in Eukaryota, Fungi, Ascomycota, Eurotiomycetes, Eurotiales, Aspergillaceae. The record is from RefSeq and is a predicted model, not a curated record.